AUGUCGAAUCAACCCCAGUACAACUACUAUCCGCCUCCUCCGGGGCAGGAGGCUGGUCAGGCCCCUCAGCCAGCCCCAUAUGCUCCCCAACAGCAUCCCGCGGGCUAUGGACAACCCUACCAGUCGUCGCCCUAUGGACAGACACCUGUCCCAGGCCAACAGCUUGGUCAGAUCCCUCAGACAGCCCAGUAUAACCUUCAACAGCACCCAGGCGUCCCUGGACAGCCCCUGCCAUAUGGACAGACACCUGCCCCAGGGCAGCAGCUUGGCCAGCCUCCUCAACCGGUCUCGUACAGUCCUCAGCAGCACUCCGGUGUUCCUGGGCAGCCCCUACCAUACGGACAGGCACCUCCGGCGCCAGUAACUCAGCAGCCCACAGGCCCCGUCUUCUCUGCCCCGCCGUCCACCCCGGCAGCUAUCCAGUCCACUGCCAAAUCAUUCUACAAAGUGGGCAAGGGCCUUCUCGGCGAUCUUGCGAGUAACAUCAAGAACAAGUACCCGGGCGGCGCUCCUGUUGCCUCCUCUCCAGCUUCGGCCCCGAGUGCACCGCCUUCGACCGGCACUUACUCGGCUCCCCAUCCGGUUCCCACCUAUCAACAGCAUCAUGCUCAGGGUUCUGUUCAACAUUCCCAGACCUUUCCACUGCAGCAUGGACACGAGCAGGGAAGUGCUAGUGCACCUCCGCAACCUCAGGCUUACAACCCACCUACCAAGAAGCCUUCUCGCACUUACUAUCAUCCCCCAACACCGCCUGGGCAACAUGCUUCUCUUCCGGGCUCCGCUCAGGUUCCUCCUGCAACUCAGCAGCCGUAUAACCCAGGACCAACUUACGUAACUGGUCCUCUGGUUCAGUCACCUCCAGAUACCUCUUCUCCAUAUCAGCACCUGCAACACCACAACAGCUUCCCGUUUCCGCAUGGGGCGACGGUUCAGCCACCGGUUCAAUCACCACCUGGUGCUGUUCCCGGCCAGGAACAUGUUGCCGGGCAGACGCCUCAUCCCGGACAGCCAUAUCAACCAUCGUAUACUGCGCCGCCAACUCAGUAUGCCAGUCCCACACCAACUCACCCUUCUCCUUCUGCGCCUCCUCAAUAUCAGCAACCCCCAGCGCCCCAGCAGGGCGGCUAUACGAGCCCACAGCAACCGGUUGUUCAGUCGCCAGUGGCUACAUCGCCUCCUCAUGCUGUUCCACCUUAUGGCCAACCCACUGCGGCACAACAGCCUGCCCAGCCCGUCUACCAACCGCAGUCACCAGCCUACCAGGUCCCCCCGAUUGGGCUGGCGUCGUCUACUGAACAGGGAAACCCUCACACUUCCUAUAACCUGCAGGCCGUUCCGCAGCCGCCGCAAGCUCCAGGAAUACCAUCUCAGCAGGCAACUCCAGGUACCCCAGGUCAUCACGCACAAGCUAGUGUCAGCCAAGUGGCUCCUCACGAUGCUCAAUACCCUCCCCAGGCAAUCCCACCGCCUUAUCAGACUCCAGCACCGUUAGGUCAGCAGACUCCGACAACGUUGCCACAGGAAACUGGUGCCCAUCCGCCUUCAGCUCAACAACCCGCGGUUCCCUCCCCGGCACAGAACCACAACUAUCCUGCUCAAAGCCCAACGACGCAGGCCCAGGCUCAAGCUACGCAGCCUGCACAGCACACCAGCCCGGCUGCUAACCAGCAUCACUACUAUCCGCCUCCGCCGCAUGGAGAUCCUCCAGGCUCGACUCCGGUUCCAGGUGCCCCUGGGCCGGUACCAGCGACAACGGUAGAAACCAACUCUCAGGUCUACAGUGCCCCUGUCUAUGAUCCAGCCUCGCAGACACCGCAAACACCAAGCAGUCAACCAGCUCACCAGGCUAGUCCAGCAGCGAAUCAGCACCAAUAUUGCCCUCCUCCACCUCCCGGCAAUGGAGCUCAUGUGCCAGAGCAAGCUGCGAACACACAACCUGUUGUUCAGGGCACUCCUGCUUCGAACUACUACACUCCUCCUCCUCCUCUACCAGUUGGUGGAUAUCAGCCUGGUGCCGCCUCUACUCCAGCGGCUUCUGUUCCUGUUCCAGCUCCUGCACAGCCGAACGAUUUCGGAGCCAGCAACCAGCAGGGUGCACAGCCUGUCCCGCAAGCUGCUCCUUCGCGGAACCAUGAGCACGAACAAUACUUCCAACCUGUUCCUCGCCCACCGCCUCAGCCUAUUGAGAACCGACAAGAACAUGAACAGUAUUUCCAACCCGUUCCUAGACCGGCGCCUCAAGCUAUUGAGAACAGACAGGAACAUGAACAAUACUUCCAACCUGUUCCUCGCCCACCGCCUCAGCCUAUUGAGAACAGACAGGAACACGAGCAAUACUUUCAGCCUGUCCCUCGUCCGCCCAUCCCGUCAGCAGAACCGCCUGCGGCCACCACGACGGUGCCAGGCUCAACCGCUCCAGCAGGUCAAUACUACGCUCCACCACAUGGACAGUCAUCGUAUGUUCAACCAGGGACGGGAGUACCUCCUGCACCUCAGUAUGCCCCUCAGCAAGACCCUGUUGCUGCACUGUCGAACCAAAUGAACACCCUCAGCGUUCAAGGAGGACAGCAGUACCCAGCGACACAAUAUGGUGGACAAGAACUCCCACGAGGGCCACCGGCAUAUCAAGCUACGGGUCCUGAUUGGCAGGUUAUGCCAUACUGCCCCGAAAACAGAGUGGUGGGAUACUCACUCGACUGGUACCGUCUUCCAGAUGUUCCCGAGUUUUUCAUAUGCACCAGAUGCCAUGCCGAUCACAUCGCAGCAACACACCUUGCAGGCCAGUUUGAGCGAGUCAAGCAACCCGAUGGUUCUGCGUCCAGCUGUGGCUUCUACGUCCCUCGUGUGAAGGAGGUCCUCUGGCCACAGGCUCUUCAGAGCAACGACCUAAGCGCCCUCCGUGCUUACAUGAAGAAGCGUCCAGAGGUACUUGCCUGCAAGGGUAAAGCCCAAGUCACUGGGGCUGAGGGCUUCAAGUGGUUCCAAAUGGCACAAAACGAGAUCAACGGUUUCGUUACGUGUGAGGCCUGUUACGAGGAUCAUGUGGUAGGAACGCCUUUUGAGCAUCAAUUCUCACCUUCUCGGCCUCAUCCGCAAGAGGAGAAGUGGACGUGCGACAUGGCCAUCCCAUACGUGCAGAAAAUGGUGACACAGACGGCAAAGCAGAAUGACUGGCAAGGCUUCGUAGCCGCCGCCAAAAAGCGUCUUGAGCUUCCAGUCUGCGAGGGUGAGGUUGUCGAGGCUAGCAGUCGCACUUGGUACCUCCCACGCCGCAAGAUCAAAGACAUGUAUGUCUGCGAGGCGUGCUACCUGGACAGACUAGCUUUGACGAGGUUCAACGGCGAAUUUGAGCCUUAUCAGCGACCAGCUGGCUUUGACGGCUUCCUAGCACAACUCGGAGAGCGAUGGGCCUGCGAUUUUGCAGAUAACAAGAUUUCUAUGUCGUUUGCUUUAGAGGGGGCUAUCUACCAACGCAACUUUGACGUCCUCUGGAACGCUGCUAAUGCGAUUCUCAGUCUUGUCCCUUGUACCAAGCAUGGUAUCAUCCGGGGCAAGUGGUGGACAGUGACAGGCGGGUGUCCUGACCUGAAUAUCUGCGAAGCGUGCUACAAUGCUAUCCUAAUUCCUGCAGGUGUCGGUCACUUCUUUGAACAGGCUGAGCGAGACCAGACCGUCGACAUCGUGUGCAACUUUUGUCCUUCAGGCUCGCGCUUUGGCGUGUUUCUUCUCAAGUUUGCCGAAGCACUCGACAAGGGAGUUUUCAGUUAUUACUCGGACUACGUCAAGAAGUGGGCUGGUGUGCCUGUAUGCCCUGGUAUCAAGCAUAGAGAGAAGGGAAGAUGGUGGGGAUAUGGCGAAGCCCUCUUCUGUCCGGAUUGCUACCUGAGCUUCGUGGCCGAUACACCCCUCGCAGACUCUCUUCCCGUCAAGGAUGUGUACGAUGAGCGAGCCCUCGUCUGCCAGAUUUGGUCACCGAGAAUGCGCAAGAUGUGGCUCGAAGUCUGCGCAGCUGGACCACCUGGCUCUCCAGAAUCCGAAGCAGCGUUGAACGAGUUCAGAGCAUUCGGCACCAAGCGCAUGGAAGUCUACAACUCAACUGUCCCACAGAUCCAGUUUAUCCACGGCAUGAAGAUGCUCAAGAUGCAAAACGCCAUGCAUCAGGGCCAGCUGAGUCUCAUGUACCAAGGCAUGAACUCCAUGGCGGCUAUCUCUGGAACGACGGAUGGGUAUCUACAUGGGAACAGCUCUCUUGGAUAUUAUGAGACUGAGCACGGUGCUACGGCUGCGCAGAUGAUGAACAAUAUGCAUUCUGGCAUGGCAGAUGCAAACAAUGGGGGUGAUUGGAUGCAGAUCGCGAGGUUGCAGGCUAUGUGGAUGGAGGUGGAGUGA
Messenger RNA from Fusarium falciforme, 4389 nucleotides. RefSeq lists its product as hypothetical. Lineage: Eukaryota; Fungi; Ascomycota; Sordariomycetes; Hypocreales; Nectriaceae. The transcript has a single exon. The record is from RefSeq and is a predicted model, not a curated record. Bases 1 to 4389 code for a protein of 1462 amino acids.